GAGGAGCUGUGCCCGGACCUGCCGGACCUGGAGCGGCUGAUGGGGGACAUCGGUGGCCUGGCGGACUCGGGUGCCCGGUACACGGAGAUGCCGCACGUGAUCGAGGUGACGCUGCCCAUGCUGUGCCAUUACCUGCCCCGCUGGUGGGAGCGCGGCCCCGACGCCGCCCCCCAGGGCCCCUGGGCCACCUCGGUCACCGGGCACCACCUGAACGCCCUCCUGGGCCACAUCCUGCGCAUCGUCGUCAACAACCUGGGCAUCGACGAGGCCUCCUGGAUGAAGAGGCUGGCGGUGUUCGCCCAGCCCAUCGUGAGCAAGGCUCGGCCGGAGCUGCUGCGCUCCCACUUCAUCCCCACGCUGGGGCGGCUGCGCAAGCGCGCGGGGAAGGUGGUGGCCGAGGAGGAGCA
This is a messenger RNA of Neopelma chrysocephalum (saffron-crested tyrant-manakin), 407 nucleotides long. Its product is annotated as ryanodine receptor 1-like. The record is from RefSeq and is a predicted model, not a curated record. The annotation marks the transcript as partial. NCBI's taxonomy places the organism in Eukaryota, Metazoa, Chordata, Aves, Passeriformes, Pipridae. The transcript has 2 exons. Gene Ontology annotation, cellular component: calcium channel complex; sarcolemma; sarcoplasmic reticulum membrane. Gene Ontology annotation, biological process: calcium ion transport. Gene Ontology annotation, molecular function: ryanodine-sensitive calcium-release channel activity.